Messenger RNA from Lodderomyces elongisporus, 1506 nucleotides. RefSeq lists its product as uncharacterized. The transcript has a single exon. The coding region runs from base 1 to 1506 and encodes 501 amino acids. Gene Ontology annotation, biological process: nuclear envelope organization; lipid homeostasis. The record is from RefSeq and is a predicted model, not a curated record. NCBI's taxonomy places the organism in Eukaryota, Fungi, Ascomycota, Pichiomycetes, Serinales, Debaryomycetaceae. Gene Ontology annotation, cellular component: nuclear membrane; nuclear envelope.
AUGAUCAACAGGUUGAGAAGACUUUCCGAUUUGGAAAACGAGCAAUUUCUUCUGUCCUUGACUUUAGAAGAUCGUGAAUCCAAGGAUAAAUUAGGUGCUGAUGAAAUGAAAAACAUGCAUUACUCUUAUCGAAAUCAUUUUAGCAAAGAAGGAAAUUGUGAUGAAAAAGAAUAUCAAUACAUCAAUAACUAUGAUGACGAUGACGAUGACGAUGACGCCAUGGACAUUGACGACCCUAAUGAGUAUAUGGUCAUGCAUGAAUCUGACUCUAAUUCCUCAAGUGAUACAACCAAAAAGGAAAAAGAUGAAACUAGUAUGAAUAAUCUAACCAGUGAACCUCGUCGAUCAGAGAGUCAUGUACUUUCUGUUUUGUCUCCCACUAUGCUUGGGGCUCGACUUGCCGUACAAAAGCCACUUAUGUUGAUGCCGCCACCAUCGCCGUCAUCGCCGUCAUCGCCGUCAUCGCCAUCUCGGCAAUCUUUACAGACACAAUCAUUGCCAUACACUGGGCAUACAACUGGUGCUCCUGACUUGCUUAAAAUGCGCAGAAAAUCUUCUGUUGACUUUGAGUUUGACACUAGCUCGUUCACUCCAGUUAACCAGUAUCCUAAGAAAGUUAACUCCUAUAACCUGAAGUUAGAGAAUCCAAGUCCAGACCUGUUUCUUGCUAACCAGCUUAACAAUGGAGAUCAAAAUAUUCACAAAGGCCAGUUUGCAAUACACCAUCACCAUUACUAUCCUCCUAUACAACAAAAUAAUCCCCAAUACCAGCAAGACCACGAGCGCGAGCGCGCGCGCGAACAAAAUCUACGAGAUAUGUCUUUAAUUCUGCGAAGUAAGAAGAGCGAUUUGGAUAAAGUAGACACGCAUUAUAAGAACCAGAUACAAGCUAUAGACGAUGAUCGUCAAAGCUCGUUGAAACAAAAUGGAUACAAUAGUCAGUAUAUCGAAGACUAUGCGUUGGUUAGUUUGCCACCACCAUGGAAAGCUGGUAUAACCCCUAUUGAGAAAGUACCAUAUAUUCUUUCCUCGUACUUACAAUUUGCAAUCAACUUUGUUCUUUCAUUGUAUGUGGUCUAUUUGAUAUACUACAUUUGCUCCUCAAUCAAAUCAGAUGUCAAUCACCGGAUAUACGAACAAAGACUUCAACUUGCUUCAGAUAUUUCAGUUUGCAGACAACAAUACUAUGAGAACAAUUGCGACGACCCGAGUUACCUGUCUUUACCAUUGAUGCGCAAAAAAUGUGAAAAGUUUCGUAAAUGCAUGGAACAAAAUCCAAGCUCUAUAGGCAAUUUGUCGCUUAUAAAUGCUCAGAUUGUUGGGAUGGUGCUUAACUCACUAAUUGAACCAUUGAGUUUUAAAUUCUUUAUAUUUAUAUUAUGGUGUGGGGUCGUGAUAUUUGGAUGCAACUUUGUGUUUGGCUAUGUUCGAGCUAAAACGUAUUACGGCGACUCCACGGUUGCUACAAAUCCGGAGAGGUGGAAAUGGAAUGAAAAUACUACAUGA